AUGCGGUUUCUUGGUCUUUUGGCGUCUCUUUUGGCUGCGUGGCAUGUCAGUGCCGACUUGGAGGAACGAGACCCUUCUGUUAAUUCAUUUGUGUUCGACUCUGUCUUUUGGGUUGAUCGAGGAGAUUGGAAAUGCACCAAGCAACAAGUCAAGCAACUGAACAAAGCAAUCGACGAUGCUCGAGCUGUCACUCAGUUGGCAGUGUCUGCCUUGUCGGCACAAGGGUCUGAGGACUCGUACGCCUUCCGUACUUGGUUCGGGCAAAAUUGGCAGUUCCCCAAGAUAUCGAAGCAGAAAGGGAACGGCGUCACUGAGAACUCUCUCGUCUACUCCUGCCCUCCCCCUGGGGAUAAGUACUGCGACCCGACUUCUCUCGCUGCGGCCCGAAGCCAGUUUCCGGGCACACCAUGGCGUGGUCCUACCUUGGUAAUCCUGUGCCCGGGGUUCUUCGCAAGCAAAAGUACCAUCGAAUCGGUGGCGGUGGAUUGGAAAGUGGCGGGAAAGGUUAUGCCAACGAGGAACGCAGGCCUGACGCUUGUUCACGAGUUUCAACACAUGCCCAAGGUUACGGGACUAAAUAACGUCUGCGUUGACGUACCAGAUCCCGCCAGAGGGAAAAGCGCAAAUGGAAGGCCAAAGGGCUGCUACUCUCCUAGAUGGUACGUCGAGUACACUUGUGUGGGAAUCUCCGACGAGCUUAAGAUUACCAACGCGGAGAACUACGCCAUAUUUGCAGGAUUUAUCAGGGCAUGGCCGGAAAAGUCAAAGCCCGCCAGGUUACCAUCACGACAGAUACCCACGUUAAGAUAUACCCGGACUUAG
Messenger RNA from Colletotrichum graminicola M1.001, 822 nucleotides. RefSeq lists its product as uncharacterized. The coding region runs from base 1 to 822 and encodes 273 amino acids. The transcript has 3 exons. Gene Ontology annotation, molecular function: metallopeptidase activity. NCBI's taxonomy places the organism in Eukaryota, Fungi, Ascomycota, Sordariomycetes, Glomerellales, Glomerellaceae. The record is from RefSeq and is a predicted model, not a curated record.